Messenger RNA from Neohortaea acidophila, 1493 nucleotides. Its product is annotated as 50S ribosomal subunit L30. Bases 55 to 1221 code for a protein of 388 amino acids. Gene Ontology annotation, cellular component: mitochondrial large ribosomal subunit. The transcript has 3 exons. The record is from RefSeq and is a predicted model, not a curated record. Gene Ontology annotation, molecular function: structural constituent of ribosome. Lineage: Eukaryota; Fungi; Ascomycota; Dothideomycetes; Mycosphaerellales; Teratosphaeriaceae.
AUUGAUGCAUUGUCGCUGUUUCGUCUUCAUUACACUCUGCUGUCUGCUUUCACGAUGAACGCCGGCCAAAGGAGUAUACGGCGGCUCGCCAACAGCAAUGCCAUCCCUUCACGCGACACAAUCUGCACCUCCUGUCUCCUCCGCCUUUCCAUCCAAACCCGCCGCCACGCGGCAACAGCCACAGCCGCCGCCCCGCAACCCGACGAACCCACCCUCCAACCCGCUCCUCAACCCCCCAUGACCAACCAGGGCCCCCAGAAGGCCUACCGCCUCCUCGCAUCCGCCGUCCUCUCCCGCCCACCUAUGCUCACUCGCUCCCUCACCCCCUUCGAAAAGGCCUUCUACCUCUACCAAAAGCGGCUGAACGAACGGCUCGUGCUGCCGUUUACGCGCUACUUUUACCACAAGAAGGGCACGGUGGCGGACAAGGAGUGGAAGGCUAAGCAGAAGACGCGCAAGUCCGCUGCGAGGGAUAUUGGCGUUUAUUCUGGGUAUGGGGAUGAAGCGUGGAAUGAUGAGGUGUUGGUUGGGGAUAGCACGGCGGAGUAUGAGACUCAGGUUGAGGCUUUGAUUGCGGAUGCGGAGGGGCGGGAUACGGUUUUUAAGGAGAAGGUUGUGGGGGUUGAGAUGGAGGGGGACAACAAGGCGGAGGAAAUUAAUGCAGAGGAUGGUGCGGAGGAGGAGGAGGGGGAGAGGAAGGUGGUGGGGAAAGAGCUUGUUGUUGAGAGGCCUCUGGCGAGGGUGUCGGAGGCGGAUGAGAAGGGGGAUACAAGAAGUUUGAGUCGGAAGAUGGAUCGCGUGUUGUAUUUGUUGGUUCAGAAUAAAGAGGGCGUGUGGCGCUUCCCGGAGGAUCGAGUAUAUGGACGGGAGAGUCUAGGACAGGCCGCCGAACGCCUCCUUGUCCAAUCUUGCGGCGUCAACAUGAACACCUGGAUCGUCGGCUCCCACCCAAUUGGCCACCAUGUCGCCAAAUUCUCCGCCCCCGUCCACGCCCGCAUCCCGCCCAACCGCCUUGUCCGCACCUCCGACACCGAACUCGAGCGCAACGAAUUGGGCGAAAAGGUGUUUUUCAUGAAGGGCCGCAUUAUGGCUGGCCAGGUGGACCUGAGCGGGAACGAGUAUGGGAGUCAGGAUUUUGCUUGGUUGGCGAAGGAGGAGAUUCGUGAGCGUGUUGGCGGACAGUACUGGAGUCACGUGAAGAAUAUGCUGACCGAGAGGUGAUGGGAGGGAUGUUGAAGAACUGUGGCUGUGUACUUCUUACUUCACGUAGCGACGAGCAUUGCAAGCCGGAUUGAUCUUCACACCUACACCUCUAAGCCGUCUAGAGACGAAACACAGGAUCCACCACCUGCACAUCGGGCUCAUCCUCCUCCUCGCUCGAAGAGCUCUCCGACACCUCAUCCCCACUAUCCUCCUCACCAUCGGGCUUCUUGGCAACGGUCUCCUCCGUCCCCAAAUCCUCCGCUUCCAGUAAAAACCUCACCCCCUCCACC